This is a messenger RNA of Symbiodinium necroappetens, 515 nucleotides long. The record is from the annotation of a GenBank genome assembly. NCBI's taxonomy places the organism in Eukaryota, Dinophyceae, Suessiales, Symbiodiniaceae.
GCCGCAGCAACGAUGGCCGCGGCCCUCCUGGCAGCCAGCGUCGCAGCUCCCGGACCGGCCCAGGCGGAGAGCCCGAAGCUGUCCUUCUUCGGCCUCGGAGGCGGCGUCUCCGAUGUCUACAACCAGAACGACAACCCGGUCAACCCGUACUCGCAGUUCAGCGAGGUCGGAGACNNGAGUCCGUCUACAAGGCCCGCACCGACCAGGAGGUCGCACGCAGAAAGAAGGCGCUCACGAACUCCUUCGAGCGCUUCGACAAGACCGCCUUUUACAUCAAGACGAAGCAGUCGCAGCAGCUGACCUCCAACCUCCAGGAGGCUGCUGGCUUCAAGCAGGACAUGGUGUACUUCUCUGGCGCGGAAGGUUCUCCGGCUUACAACAAGGCCCGAGAAUUCUCCCAGAAGAUCUCCACCGUGGGUGUGGAUGGCCGCAACAAGGAGUGGGGACGAGCCUCCCAGGACUUCGAGGCCGCAAAGGAGCUGCUGAAGGAGUGGAAGGAGCUCGUGAAGUUCUGA